UUCUAUAACCUGAACACGUUUAAUAUAUCAUUUUCUGUUUUAUAUUUUAAUAGUAAAAUCAUAUAUUUAUAUAGUAAAGUCUGAAUAAACCGGAUUGUUUCUACACAACACGGAGCAUAAAUGUGUCGGUUACAAAAGCUUACGCUGAGUUCCUCUUACGCAUUUCUUACAAGCAAACGUAAACCGCGGCAGUGCUGUGGCGUCCCACAAUGUUUAACUUGCAAAAUGUUUUUUUAAAACAUAGUCGACUAUUCCUUAAAACAAGAUUGUUUAUGUACUGUUUGACGUACGCCCAUCUCAAUAUAAUGUCUGUGGUUUUAUUGAACAAGGAUUUUUCGACUUCCAAUGAUCCAGAUCUCAAAGUUUAUUUAACUCUAAAGUGGAAAUUGAUUACAACAUGGUUCAAUAUUUUGACGAUUCCGUACAUUCCAAUUUGCGUGUACUGCGAUUGGCGCGAACUCAAAAGAAAAGUCGACCGCCCCGUGCCGCCAAACGUAGAAAAAUUGAAAAAUAUUCGUGACUUUUACUUUACAAAUCUCAUCUUGCCGGCUACGUUGUAUGCAGACGUACUAUUUUGGAACUUAUGGAAUACGGACAGAAAGCUAUUGAUGCCGCUGUCUGUCGACAAGUACGUUUCUGUAUGGGAACAGCACAGCAUGCACACCGCUUCUCUGGUCUUUGUUAUAUUCGAUUUAGUACUGGUGCCUCGACAAAGACCAAAGACAUAUAAAUGGGGUAUAAUACUUCUAUCCAUAUAUCUGACUAGCUACAUUUUCGUAUGCCUGACAAGUUUAUUGAAAGGAGAAUACGUCUAUCCAGGGCUGAAAUCAUUUACGACAUUUAAAUUUUUCGUAUUGACGAUCCAUAUGUUUAUUGGCCACUUGUUCUACUAUACUGGACAAUGGUUUGUCAUCGACAUACUCUGGGGUCAGAGUAAAAGUGUCAAGGAGAUUGCAUGAGAUCUCUUAAAGAGAUAGAUAAAAAAAUCUACACGUCUUCAAAUCUACAGACUGUAUAUUCGAUGACGUCACCGAGUUAUUUAUUUAAUAGACUUCAAUUGUCAGUUCCAAAGUCAGCAUACACAAAAAAUGCUACGCUGAAUAGAUGUAAAAAUUUAGUAUAAUUACAAUAAAAUUAUUAAAAGGUAUUUAUAGAAUCACAAGAUAUUAAAGAAUAAACAAUGAAUAAAAUUCACAAGAGUAGACGGCAAAUUAACAUGUUUGUGUAAUGUUGCAACCUAAAAUAAUUAAAAAUUGAACAUUAAAUGAACAUUUAUGGUUUAGAAAUUUUUUAUAGUAUGUUGCACUUCAUUAAUAUAGGUAUGUGAUAAAAUAAGUAUAAGUUAGAACAUAACUAUGUUAUUUAUGGGUUGUCAUUAAAUGUAGAUAAAAACAUUGAUUAUUAACAAUAAAAUAUUAUUUAUGCACUAAUUGCCUACGUGUUGCCCACUUAAUACUUUGACUUUAGCAUAAAGUAAAGGAAAAAUGAAUGAUAAACCAUUUUUAUUAAUUUUACUACUUGUUUUCUUGUUUUUCGCGUCUAGGAACUUUUUUAUUGUCUUUCAAAAUUAACAAUUUAAACUGAGAAUAUUAGAAUAUUCGUAUUCACAAUAAAAUUAUUUAAGUAAAAAAAAUAUAGGCUUUUUUACAAGAAGACACUUAUCACAUUGCAAAUAAAUCUUUUACUAAUAACUAGUAAUAAAAAAAUAUUCACAACAGAAAUAAGAAAAUUUCAAUCAUGUUUAACUCGAUUUAUGAUCUUUUGUGUUAAUAAAAUUAAUAGAGAAGGAUGUAAAAAGGUGAAAUAUUAUUUAACUACGACAUUUUUAAACAUAAAUAUUGCCACAACUAAAUUGCAAAUAAUGUUGCAAUGAUGUUGGCGAAAUUUCGCUAUUGAAAUAGACGAAUAAUUUAUUAGCAUCAGAUGGUAAGGACAUUAAAUCGUUAAACUGGAAGAACCUUACUAAUUCUGACCUUGGAUGGUAUAUAAAUGGCACCCGUUCCGCUAAACAAGCCGAAUCGUAAGAAAUGUGUUUGUUGCAAAACAAAUAAAUAAUGAUAUUAAUAAAUUUGGUUGUUGCAAUCUUACAAUCUCAACUGUUUAUUUUCAAGGAUUUGAAUGAUGAUUAAAUUUUAACUUAAAUCAGGCAGAUUUAAUAAGAGACGUGAUAGUUGGAAGAAGAAUUAUAAAAUAACAGAAAGACGAAAGGACCUUAACAGUGGAAUAAUUUUUUUGGCAAUCAAAUUGGAUAAGUUUGAUUUUAAAUAUUGCAUCAUGUUUUAAGCUUGAAAAUUGUAUUUUUGAUUAAAUAUAUUUUCAUUA
This is a messenger RNA of Papilio polytes (common Mormon), 2322 nucleotides long. RefSeq names its product androgen-dependent TFPI-regulating protein-like. The record is from RefSeq and is a predicted model, not a curated record. Gene Ontology annotation, cellular component: membrane; endomembrane system. The coding region runs from base 210 to 959 and encodes 249 amino acids. NCBI's taxonomy places the organism in Eukaryota, Metazoa, Arthropoda, Insecta, Lepidoptera, Papilionidae. The transcript is spliced from 4 exons.